AUGGAGGUUACAGAUAAUGAGCUGUUCCAAAGGCUCUCCGCUGCAAUCGCAAAGAUACACUCGGGCCCUCCACCUGCUGAUGUCCUUCCGUCCACGACUACAUUGAAUGACGCUCGCUCCAAGCUUCAGCCUCACCUCCCCAGCCAAGGUGUCGGGCUCGAAGAGAGCAUACGUCACCUACAAGAGGACCUCGCUCCAGCAUUUAAUGGCUCUUCUCGCUCGCCAAAUUACUACGGCUUUGUGACAGGUGGCACGACACCAGCAGCACUCCUUGCCGACAAUCUGGUCUCAGCAUACGACCAGAACGUACAAGUCCAUCUGCCAAAUGAGACCAUCGCCACCGACGUAGAGGACCGAGCCCUUUCUCUACUCUGUGAAUUGCUCGACUUCGAACCAGAGCAAUGGCCGCAUCGCAUAUUCACUACGGGCGCGACAUCAGCGAACAUCCUAGGUUUGGCAUGCGGACGAGAGUACGUGAUUGCUGAGGCCUCAGCGCACCGUACAGAUGCAGAGAUUAGCGUUGGUGAGCUUGGUAUUGUUGAAGCUAUGCGGAGUGCCGGGAUUGACGAUAUUCAAAUAUUGACUACGGUACCGCACUCAUCGCUAGGAAAAGCGGCGGGCAUACUAGGCCUUGGGCGGACGAGCGUCAAGUGUCUGGGGCAGUCAGAAGCACCACACAGGUUUGACAUGCAGCUGCUCAAGAAAUCACUCGAGCAGCCUGGUGCAGCGUCUAUCGUUGCCGUCUCUGCAUCGGAAGUUAACACGGGAGUCUUCGCAACCUCAGGGCUAGAAGAGAUGGAAGAGAUACGAAAGCUGUGCGAUAUGUAUGGGGCGUGGAUACAUGUCGAUGGCGCAUUUGGGCUCUUCGGCCGCCUGUUGACAUCACCGACUUACUCUUCGAUCGCCCAGGCUUGUGGAGGGCUCAACCUUGCAGACUCAAUCACAGGCGAUGCACACAAGCUGCUUAAUGUACCAUAUGACUGUGGCUUCUUUCUCUCUCGGCACCGUAAUAUCGCUGAACGCGUAUUCCAAAAUCCCAACGCUGCAUACCUGGCUUCUGGGAACGAUGCGAACGCCAUCAUGUCACCACUUAACAUCGGACUCGAGAACUCCCGGCGCUUCAGGGCGUUACCAGUCUACGCCAAUCUUGUUGCGUAUGGUAGAGAGGGUUAUCGUACGAUGUUGGAACGGCAGGUAGAUCUCUCACGAGGAAUCGCAAGAUACAUCCUGGAAAGCGAUGGAUAUGAGCUCCUACCUAAGAGCAGUGCUUGCCAUGAAGAUAUCUUGAAGGGAAUUUAUAUCAUCGUACUGUUUCGUGCAGUAGACGAAGAAUUGAACAAACAGCUGGUCAAUAAAAUCAAGGCCACGAGGAAGAUAUAUGUAUCAGGUACAGCGUGGGAUGGAAAGCCAGCGUGUAGGUUCGCAGUCUCAAAUUGGAUGACAGAUGUUAAGAGGGAUUUGCCCAUCAUCAAGCAAGUGUUGCAAGAUGUAGUAUUGGGGAAAGAGAGUAAAUAG
Alternaria arborescens is the source of this 1515-nucleotide messenger RNA. RefSeq lists its product as hypothetical. The record is from RefSeq and is a predicted model, not a curated record. The coding region runs from base 1 to 1515 and encodes 504 amino acids. Gene Ontology annotation, molecular function: pyridoxal phosphate binding; carbon-carbon lyase activity. NCBI's taxonomy places the organism in Eukaryota, Fungi, Ascomycota, Dothideomycetes, Pleosporales, Pleosporaceae. Gene Ontology annotation, biological process: carboxylic acid metabolic process. The transcript is spliced from 2 exons.